Messenger RNA from Rotaria sp. Silwood1, 627 nucleotides. The record is from the annotation of a GenBank genome assembly. Lineage: Eukaryota; Metazoa; Rotifera; Eurotatoria; Philodinida; Philodinidae.
AUGAUUAUAUGUUUUGCUGCUGUUGAUCAAUAUAUGUCAACAUCAAUGCAUGAAAGACGUCAAGCUAUCAAUCUCAAAUGUAUGCAUCGUUUAAUUGUAAUUUCUAUAUUUCUUUCCAUUUUAUAUGGCAUACCAUUUCUUGUUUUUUAUGAUAUACAACCAUUAUCUGGAACGAAUACAACAACAUGUCGUCCCAAUGAUAACAAUGGACCAUUUUCUAAAUAUGUAAUAUAUGUUAGUUUACCUGUCAUUGACGGUUUUAUACCUAUCUUCAUAAUGAGUGUAGCUGGCUUUAUUGCAUUUCGCAAGGUUCGUACUAUGACCAAGAGAAAAGUACAUAUUAUACGGCUACGUUUAGAGCAACAAUUAACUGCAAUGGUUUUAAUGAAAAUUCUUGGCGUUUGUAUCACUAUAAUUCCGUUUCUUAUUGUUUAUAUUAUUCAGUAUAUAAUAUCAUGGCGUAGCAAUGAUUCCAUUGUUCAAGAACAGCUUCGAUUAGUAUAUCGUGUCUUUACGAUUCUCUUCUUUAUAAACUAUGCCGAUAGCUUCUAUAUUUUUCUUACAUCUUCUGCUCGAUUUCGUCGACAAUUGAAAUUUGUUCUAUGGGAUGUAUACUUAAAACAAUGA